Molecule: messenger RNA, 1725 nt
Organism: Porites evermanni
Lineage: Eukaryota; Metazoa; Cnidaria; Anthozoa; Scleractinia; Poritidae
Source: the annotation of a GenBank genome assembly
AUGCUUCUUAGGAUUGGUCACAGUCGAGCGGUGUACGAAGUCAAUUUGAAUUCCAGUACUUCAGUCUCUGGGACUAACACUGGCGUGGAUGGCAGGAAGGUGACAGAACAUGAAGAAACGAUUCUUCUUGGCUCCGCUACAAAAAUGGUUUGUAUUCUCUUUUCAAAAAUUUAUUAUAUUUCCUUUAGGUAACCUGGGCGUUGCAGAGUCCCACACUCACGAAAAAACGACGCCUUUGUCGUGGGAAGACGGCUGAAAUUGGUAGAUAAUAAACGAUUAUUGAAUGAGGCUGAGUAUGAUAUGAACAAUUAUGAAGCACGAGGAGGUUGUCAUCCGCCGAGGCGGGAAACCAAAUGGACAACUCCCCUCUGAAAUCUACCUGACUCUUCGCCAGAUGAAAGCAGAAAUCAAUAAUUGUUUUAUCAUUUAUUCAAAAUAUUUCGAAGGCCUUAGCAGCAUCCUGAUCCCCAAGUAAAUCUCUUUUUAAAAUAUUUGCUUAUUUUUCGGCAAUUUCAGAACAUAAAUGUAUGUUUCUCUCUUGUACGUAUUCCUCAAAAAGCAGUUGAGAUCCACUGAGCAAAAUUUGAGGGUAUUCUUUCUAUUAUCUUAAAUAAAAAAAACCUGCUAUUCUGUGUUCUUUUACUAAACUCCUUCACCAUUUUCUGAGUUCUGCACUCAUGCAAAAGCAGCUAAGCUAACGUGCUGCUGUUUUGCGUGAAGUCAAUGAUUUUAUAUGGCAAUGUACAAUCAUUGACCUCAGAGUGACAUCAAUGAUGGUAUAAUCUACACUCCUUCCAAUUUUGGUCAGCGCUAGCUGGUUAUGAAAAAUUAGCCGGGGCUUAAAACCAGCCAGACACAGAGAAAUAUUUUGAAUGAAUAACAAUAUACAAAUGUCUUCCGAAGGAUAGCCUUUGAACGCAGACGCGUAACCGAUCAUCGCGUCUCUCCACCCGCCGAAACUGCACAUACGUCUGCGUUCGUGGCUACCCGAAGGGGAGAAAAUAAGAAGGUAAAAUUAAAAUACGAACAUAAUGUUCUACCUACCAGUAAACACCGACAAGCAAAAUUUUGGGGCAUUCGUGGUACAACUGUUUCAUUUGCAGCUAAAAUUGUGUCUUCCUUAACUAUCGCGAAACGGGACGCCAUGUUGACUCCGGUUCCAAAACAGUGAAUAGCCAAGGAUAUUUCUCAUUACGGAAGCCAAUCAAAACGCGCGAUAAUUGCUAUCCACUGAUUUGUAAAUAACAAAGCUUUUUAUUUGGGCCUUGAAGACAAGGUGAUGCAUUUGGUCUUGAAGUAUAGAUUCGAACCCUCUCAAUUACAAAGCGAUUACGUUUGGGUUAGGGAAAGUGGCCAUUUAAUACAGGUUUUGUCCUUACAACAAUCUACCUACAGUAGUACCUACCAAGUCUACCUAAAUAGAGAGCCGCUUCUUUAUAGAAGUAUGACUGUUAUGUGUCCGUAGCAAAGCUGUUCGCUUUGCAAUUGCAUUGUAUUUCAACCCUUUUCAUUUUGUCUCUUUUAGUACUGUAUAUGACUUGCGUAUACCUUGGUACGCGGCGAAUUGCUGUUUACCCUGAAUAUCGUUAUCAAUUUACCCAUUUUUGAUUACAGAAUCCAAAGAAGGGUGGAGACAUUCAGUUCAAAUUUACCAAGUUUCCAGUACGGAAAAGUGAGGAAACGAAACAAGAAGACCCAAAUUUAACUGCUGGUGUUGUAAAAUAA